AUGGAGGUUAGGAAUAACGUGACUGAGUUUGUCCUCCUCGGGCUCACACAGAACCCAAAACUUCAGAACAUCGUAUUUGUUGUGUUUUUGGUCAUCUACAUCAUCUCUGUACUUGGAAAUGUGCUUAUUGUGGUCACCAUCACUAGCAGUCCAUUGUUGGGGUGCCCUAUGUACUUCUUCUUGGCCUAUCUCUCCUUUAUUGAUGCCUGCUACUCCUCUGUAAGUACCCCUAAAUUGAUUAUAGACUCACUCAGUGAAAAGAAGAUCAUCCCAUUCAAUGAAUGCAUAACCCAAGUCUUUGGAGUACAUUUCUUUGGAGGUGCUGAGGUCAUUCUACUAACUGUGAUGGCUUAUGACCGCUAUGUGGCCAUCUGCAAACCCUUACACUAUACAACCAUCAUGAGACAGCAUGUAUGUUGCUUGUUAAUGGGAGUGUCAUGGACAGGAGGCUUUCUUCAUGGAAUCAUACAGAUCCUCUUCAUUAUUGAUUUACCUUUCUGUGGCCCUAAUGUCAUAGAUCACUUUAUGUGUGAUCUAAACCCUUUGCUCAAUCUUGUCUGCACUGAUACCCAUACUCUGGGGCUCUUUGUUGUUGCCAACAGUGGAUUCAUCUGCCUGUUAAACUUCCUUCUUCUGCUGGGCUCCUACAUGGUCAUCCUGCGCUCUCUAAGAAACCACAGUGCAGAGGGGAGACACAAAGCCCUCUCCACCUGUGUCUCCCACAUCACUGUGGUUGUCUUAUAUUUUGCCCCUUGUACAUUUGUAUACAUGAGACCUGCAGCUACUUUACCCAUUGAUAAGACAGUUGCUGUGUUCUACACUAUGAUAACUCCUGUGUUAAACCCUUUAAUCUAUACCUUGAGAAAUGAUCAAAUGAAAAGCACUAUUAUAAAAAUGUUUAGUAAGAAAAUUCUUGCAGGAGACAAGUAA
Nannospalax galili (Upper Galilee mountains blind mole rat) is the source of this 930-nucleotide messenger RNA. Its product is annotated as olfactory receptor 4C46-like. Gene Ontology annotation, molecular function: olfactory receptor activity; G protein-coupled receptor activity. The record is from RefSeq and is a predicted model, not a curated record. Lineage: Eukaryota; Metazoa; Chordata; Mammalia; Rodentia; Spalacidae. The transcript has a single exon. Gene Ontology annotation, cellular component: membrane. Gene Ontology annotation, biological process: G protein-coupled receptor signaling pathway. The coding region runs from base 1 to 930 and encodes 309 amino acids.